UUGUGCUACACAUAAUUAUGACAUGUGCAUAAAGAUAGUUGGGAGAGAGAACACAUCCCUAUGAAUCUGGAACUUCUCUCCUCUCACCAGCUAGCUAUAAUUAUAUAUAAUAAUUUAGACAGAAGUGCUAAUGAAGAAGAGUGUGUUAUAGUGUGUAAGUGAUUAGAUAUGUGUUUGAGUACAGUAAAAAGAAACAGAUGGCAAAUAAACAUUGAAAGAGCCUAUGAAGGUUGAAAACACACUCAGGGUGGAUGUUCCUUAUUUGGUUUUACUAUGGAAACAUGACAGCAGGACUGUACGCCAACACAGUAUAUACAGGAAAUAGCAGCAAGUUCAAUGAGGUGACGUUCAUUUUCUUUUUACCCUCACUUGAAUACGGAGUGUUAUGAGUUGUCAGCAGUUAAUUGAAUGGGGGGAGGGGCAAGGAAUGGUGUCACUGGUGGAAGAGUGUGUCCUUGAGUUGAGAAACAGAUAUAUACCAGUUUAAUAAUGAUUUUUAUCGUUCAAACCAUAGAUGUGGUACACAUGCUGGUUCUUAUUGCAGA
This is a messenger RNA of Geodia barretti, 545 nucleotides long. NCBI's taxonomy places the organism in Eukaryota, Metazoa, Porifera, Demospongiae, Tetractinellida, Geodiidae. The record is from the annotation of a GenBank genome assembly.